Messenger RNA from Exophiala xenobiotica, 1665 nucleotides. RefSeq lists its product as uncharacterized. Gene Ontology annotation, molecular function: CoA-ligase activity. The record is from RefSeq and is a predicted model, not a curated record. Gene Ontology annotation, biological process: secondary metabolic process. Lineage: Eukaryota; Fungi; Ascomycota; Eurotiomycetes; Chaetothyriales; Herpotrichiellaceae. The transcript is spliced from 3 exons. Bases 1 to 1665 code for a protein of 554 amino acids.
AUGUACUUCUCGCCGUGGGCCCCCGUCGACAUACCCAAAUGCAAUAUCUUGUCGUACCUCUUCCCUUCUGGCACGACACCAUCAGAGCAACCGAUAUGGACUGAUGUCAACGACACCUCCAACAGCCUGUCUCCUGCUCAGAUGCUUUCACUGAUCAAGCGAUUCGCGAUGGGCCUCGACAAGCUCGGCAUCGCUCAGCAACAAGCCAUCUUGGUCUUCACGCCGAACCACCUCUACGUCCCGCUCGUGUAUCUGGCGACGACCGGGUCGAAGAGAUUCUUCACAGGCGCCAACCCUGGGUAUACGGCCCAAGAGCUAGCACAUCAGAUGAGGGCUGUCGAUGCCGCCGUGGUUCUGGUUCACGACACCCUCCUCGCAACAGGCAUCGCCGCAGCUAAGCAGGCGAAAAUCCCCUUGAAACGUCUAUUCGUCUUCUCCGAUACCCCCGGGCCUCAAACCCAGGACCAGACUCUUCCAGACUGGCGGUCGAUCCUAGCUUCCUCGGUUGAGUCGGCGUCAUGGCAGUGGGACCCCCUGAAUGGGGAGCUUGCCCUGCAAACCGUGGCAGUGAUCAACUUCUCCAGUGGGACGACCGGCCUACCCAAAGGCGUAUGUAUCUCACAUUAUAGCCUGGUGGCCAAUUCAACCCAGGCCAUUUUCAACUACUAUCAAGGAACACCCUACUCUCCCGAGAACCGAGGUGCAGAACGAUGGCUAGCUUUCCUGCCACUGUACCACGCAUACUCACAGCUCUUCACCAUCAAUAUUGCUUGCAAGUUGCUGAUCCCGGUAUAUAUUAUGCCCAGGUUCUCCUUUGAGGAUUUCAUUAGGCAUAUCCAGCAGUUCAUGAUCACAGCUAUACAGGCUGUCCCGCCGGUUCUCGUGAUGAUGACCAAGCGCGCCGAGACGUCAAAAUACGACAUCAGUAGCCUUAAGUACAUUCUAUGUGGCGCUGCUCCUUUGUCGAGUGAGUUGCAGAACGAGGUCAUGAGUAGGUUCAACCUUGUGGUCUCUCAAGCCUUUGGGAUGUCCGAAACGACAUGUGCUGCGGUCAUGACGCCGGGUAUGACCAAGGACCAGAGUGGCAGCAUUGGGAAUCUGCUGCCCAACACUGAGGCUUGUCUGCUGGACGAAGAUGGGAAGGAACUCAGUGGAGAUGGCCAGCCUGGAGAGUUGUGUCUGAGAGGACCACAGAUGAUGCUCCGAUACUGGAGGAACGAAAGUGCGACACAGCAGACUAUCACUGCGGAUGGCUGGAUGAAGACCGGUGAUGUCGCCGUCACAAAAGGUGGGAAAUGGUGGAUCGUCGAUCGCAAGAAGGAGUUAAUUAAAGGCCUCCAAGUCGCUCCAGCAGAGUUAGAAGCCGUGCUCCUUGAGAACGAGGAUGUCGCCGACGCAGCGGUAGUCGGCAUCACCAUCCACGACGAGGAGUUGCCCCGGGCAUAUGUAGUGCUCCAGAAUUCUGCCCGAGGUAGAACUACCGCCCGGGACGUGCAGGACUUUGUCGCCCAAAAGGUGUCCAAGCAUAAGCGACUGGUGGGAGGGGUCAAGUUCAUUGACGAGGUUCCCAAGCUUGCCAGCGGGAAGAUCGUGCGGAAGGUCCUCAAGGAGUGGGCCAAGACGGAUGCGAAGGAACUGGAACACACCGUCAAGGCGAGAUUAUAA